Aspergillus welwitschiae is the source of this 799-nucleotide messenger RNA. Its product is annotated as short chain dehydrogenase. The coding region runs from base 56 to 799 and encodes 247 amino acids. The record is from RefSeq and is a predicted model, not a curated record. NCBI's taxonomy places the organism in Eukaryota, Fungi, Ascomycota, Eurotiomycetes, Eurotiales, Aspergillaceae. Gene Ontology annotation, molecular function: oxidoreductase activity. The transcript is spliced from 3 exons.
CACACUACCAUCCAGUCUUACUUCUCGCGUAGGGUUCCUGUCAUAUACUAUCGCCAUGACUUUAUCCGGACAGGUUGUGGUCGUUGCUGGUGCAUCCAAGGGCAUUGGCAGAGCCAUUGUCCUCCGCGCCGCCGCAGCGGGGGCUAGUGUGGUCAUAAACUACAUGUCCGACGUCAAGGGUGCUAACUCCCUGGUUGCGCAAGUCGGUAGCGAUCGUGCCUUUGCCGUGCGGGCGGAUAUUUCCAAGAUCGCAGAGAUUGAUGAACUCAUAAAAGCGACGGUGGCUCGUUUCGGGAGGAUCGAUGUCCUUAUCCCCAAUGCGGCCUAUGUGCCCAGUAGCGACCUGCGAAAUGUCACGGAGGAGGAAUUUGAACUAGCCUUUGCUGUCAAUGUCAAAGGGCCUUGUUUCCUGGCGAAGAAAGCCUUGCCUUACAUGCAACCAGGCAGUAAUAUAAUCUUUAUCUCGACCGAUCUUACCGACGCGUCUUCUGUGCCCGCACAUUUCCUUCUUUACACAUCGACCAAGGCAGCUAUGAACCAGAUGGUCAAGGUCCUAGCGCGGGACCUUGCGCAUAUGGGAAUCCGUGUCAAUGCCAUUUCCCCAGGCGCAACGAGCACGGAAUCUUUCCACCGAGCCCAGGACGAUACUGGGGCACAGAUGAUUGCGAGUCAUAACCCGUUCAACCGGAUUGGGGAGCCGGAUGAAAUUGCUGCGGCGGUUAGUUUGCUGUGGGGAAAAGAUAGCGUUUGGAUCUCAGGCCAAGUUUUGAGAGCGAACGGGGCUAGCAGCUGGAGAUAA